Messenger RNA from Oryctolagus cuniculus (rabbit), 4889 nucleotides. Lineage: Eukaryota; Metazoa; Chordata; Mammalia; Lagomorpha; Leporidae. The record is from RefSeq and is a predicted model, not a curated record.
GCCCCGCGUGCGCGCGCCACUCGGCAGGAUCCUGGCACGUGGGCCGCCAACAGCCCGCGCACAGCUCGCCAGAGCCCCCGCGCGGGCGGCCGGAUCUCCACGCCCGGCCGCCGGGCUCCGGCCCCGCGAUGCCGCGCGCGCCCCGGUGCCGAGCCGUGCGCGCGCUCCUGCGCAGCCGCUACCGCGAGGUGCUGCCGCUGACCACGUUCGUGCGGCGCCUGGGCCCCGAAGGCCGACGGCUCGUGCGGCGCCGGGACCCGGCGGCCUUCCGCGCCCUGGUGGCCCAGUGCCUGGUGUGCGUGCCCUGGGACGCGCAGCCGCCCCCCGCCCCCCUCUCCUUCCGCCAGGUGUCCUCGCUGAAGGAGCUGGUGGCCAGGGUCGUGCAGAGGCUCUGCGAGCGCGGCGCGAGGAACGUGCUGGCCUUCGGCUUCGCGCUGCUGGACGGCGCCCGCGGCGGCCCGCCCUGGGCCUUCACCACCUGCGUGCGCAGCUACCUGCCCAACACGGUGACCGAGACGCUGCGCGGCAGCGGCGCGUGGGGGCUGCUGCUGCGCCGCGUGGGCGACGACGUGCUCGCGCACCUGCUGGCGCGCUGCGCGCUCUACCUGCUGGUGGCCCCGAGCUGCGCCUACCAGGUGUGCGGGCCGCCUCUGUACGAGGCCGACGCCGAGGCCCGGCCCCCAGCACCACGCGCGCGUGGGACCCCGACGGGCCCCGCGGCCACGCGACAGGUUCGGAACAGCAGCGGUGGCGAGGCCGGGGCGCCCCUGGGCUCGCCCGCCUGCGGUUCGGGGCGCGGGCCUGCCGCGGCCUUCGCGGUGACACCUGCCGAGUGUUUGGAGACCACGCGCUCCAGGGCGUCCGCGGGAGUGGACCGCAAGCGGGAGCCCGGCCGCUCCGCCGCCCGGCGGUCACCGCGUCCGCAGGCCCAGGUGUACGCGGAGACCAAGCGCUUCCUCUACUGCGCGGGCGACGGCGAGCGGCUGCGCGCGUCUUUCCCACUCAGCUCCCUGCGGCCCAGCCUGGCGGGCGCCCGGAGGCUGCUGGAGGCCAUCUUCCUGGGCUGGACGCCGAGGCCCGGGGCGAGCCGCAGGCCGCGCCGGCUGCCCCCGCGCUACUGGAGGAUGCGACCCCUGUUCCGGAAGCUGCUCGCGAACCACGCGCGGUGCCCCUACGGCGCGCUCCUCCGGACGCACUGCCCGCUGCGGGGGCCGGCCUCGCAGGUGCGCUCCCCGAGGCCGGCCGCCGACCCCCAGGAGGACGCGGGCUCCCGGCGCCUGGUGCGGCUCCUGCGGCAGCACAGCAGCCCGUGGCAGGUGCACGCGUUCCUGCGGGCCUGUCUACGCCGCCUGGUGCCCCCCGGCCUCUGGGGCUCCAGGCACAACGAGCGCCGCUUCUUGAGGAACACGAAGAAGUUCAUCUCGCUGGGGAAGCACGCCAAGCUCUCGCUGCGGGAGCUGACCUGGAAGGUGAGGGUGCGGGACUGCACCUGGCUGCGCGCGAGCCCAGGGCGUGGCCACGUCCCGGCCGCGGAGCACCGACUGAGGGAGGGGAUCCUGGCCAGGUUCCUGUUCUGGCUGCUGGACGCCUACGUGGUGGGGCUGCUCAGGUCCUUCUUCUACGUCACGGAGACCACGUUCCAGAAGAACCGGCUCCUCUUCUACCGCAAGAGCGUCUGGAGCAGGCUGCAAAGCCUGGGCAUCAGGCAGCACCUGGAGCGGGUGCGGCUGCGGGAGCUGUCGGCCGCGGAGGCCCAGCGGCAGGCCAGGUCGGCCCUGCCCGCGGCCAGACUGCGCUUCAUCCCCAAGCCCGGCGGGCUGCGGCCCAUCGUGAGCGCGGACUCCGUGGUGGCAGCCAGAACGCGCCGUAGGGAGAAGGCCCAGCCCUGGACCUCGCGUGUCAGGACACUGUUCAGCGUGCUCAACUACGAGCGGGCGCAGCGGCCCGGCCUGCUGGGCGCCUCCGUGCUGGGCCUGGAUGACGUCCACCGGGCCUGGCGGGCCCUUGUGCUGCGCAUGCGGGCUGGGGCCCCCGCUCCCAGGCUGCACUUCGUCAAGGUGGACGUGACGGGGGCCUUCGACGCCAUACCCCAGGACAGGCUGGUGGCGGUGAUUGGGGGCAUCAUCCGGCACCCAGAGAGGACCUACUGCGUGCGCCGUUUCGCUGUGGUGCGCCGAGCUGCGCGUGGGCAUGUGCACAAGGCCUUCAAAACGCACGUGUCCACCCUGGAGGACCUCCAGCCCUACAUGGGACAGUUCGUGGCGCACCUGCAGGAGACGAGAGCGCUGAGGGACGCUGUCGUCAUCGAGCAGAGCUCCUCUCUGAACGAGACCAGCAGCGACCUCUUCGACUUCUUCCUGCGCCUUGUGCACCACAGUGUCAUCCGGGUCGGGGACAGGUCCUACGUGCAGUGCCGGGGCGUCCCGCAGGGCUCCAUGCUGUCCACGCUGUUCUGCAGCCUGUGCUACGGAGACAUGGAGAACAGGCUGUUCCCCGGCGUCCAGCAGGACGGGGUGCUCCUGCGUCUGGUCGACGACUUCCUCCUGGUUACACCGCACCUGGCCCAGGCAAAAGCCUUCCUCAGCUCGUGUCUGCAGACGGACUCCUGCUGCUUCAGGGCCCUGGUCAGCGGCGUCCCCGAGUACGGCUGCCACAUCAACCUGGAGAAGACGGUCGUGAACUUCCCUGUGGGGGACGUGGCCCCGGACGGCCCCGCCCCGCUCCAGCUGCCCGCCCACUGCCUGUUCCCCUGGUGCGGGCUGCUGUUCGACACACGCACCCUGGAGGUGUCCUGUGACUACUCCAGCUUCGCAGGGACGUCCGUCAGGGCCAGCCUCACCUUCAACCCCGGCGUCCAGGCCGGGAGGGGCCUGCGCCGCAAGCUCUUGGCGGUCCUGCGGCUGAAGUGUCACGGGUUGUUUCUGGACCUGCAGGUGAACAGCCUCCACACGGUCUACGUGAACCUGUACAAGAUCCUCCUGCUGCAGGCCUACAGGUUCCACGCGUGUGUGCUGCGGCUUCCGUUUAACCAGCACGUUCGCGGGAACCCCUCCUUCUUCCUGCGGGUCAUCUCGGACACCGCGUCCUGCUGCUACUCCAUGCUGAGAGCCAAGAACCCAGGGAUGUCGCUGGGGGCCAAGGGCGCCUCGGGCCCGUUCCCUGCGGAAGCCGCGCGGUGGCUCUGCUAUUGCGCGUUCGCACGCCGGCUGGGCCGGUACCGAGCCAGCUACAAGUGCCUGCUGCGGGCGCUCAGGACAGCCCAGGCGCAGCUGCGUGGGAAGCUGCCCGAGGCCACGAUGGCCGCCCUGGAGGCCGCGACUGACCCGGCCCUGACCGCAGACUUCAAGACCAUCCUGGACUGAGGCCGGAGGAGCCGGGCACAUCGCUGUCGGGGGAGGGGCCGUCUGUGACACAGGGCAGGGCCUGUCCUCGGGGGCUCCUUCCUUCAGGUCAGUCCCCUCCCUGCUGUCCUCAGGGGAGCAGAGCCCACUGCCAAGACCUCUCAUGACCCCGGCCACGGAUGGCCCGAGGCAGUGGGAGACCUGGCCGUGGGCCGUGGGCCGUGGGCCUGUGAGCGUGGGCCCCACCCUGGACCUGCUCAUCACCCCCGCGUGAUCCAGGGCUGCUGGGGGAAGCCCUGUGCUCUGUGCUUGGUUACGCUGCCCAGCUUGAGUGAGGAGGCCCCAGGGCGCUGACCCACACGUACCUGGCAGCAGCAAGCCACCCACCCCCUCAUCCAAAGUCCAGGCUGAGCGUCCCUGAGCCAAGGUGUCCGCUGUGCAGCCCUGCCCCGGCCUCCCCUCGCCCCGCCCCUGCCCCCAUCCCUGCAGUGGCCCCCUGGAGCCAGUGUCUGGUGCAGUGUGUGUGGACUCCCUUCCCGUCCUCGGACAACAGGGCAGGUGGACACGUGGACGCCGUGGGGGAGUCUGGAGCCGCGUGCUGGAGCCACGCAUCUGGCGGGCAGCGUGGGGCCGCCUAGUGCCCAGCGAGGACGAGCAGGGAGCCCCUUCCCCAGGCCCCAGCGUGCAGGGGACUAGAUGCGUCCCGAGGACCCUACUGAGCAGGAAGGGCAGCGUCGGGGGAGGAUCUUGGUGAAGGAGUGGCCCCUGCCUAAGGGCCGGCUUGGGCAGCCUGAAGCCUGGCCGAGCUGGCACCUGUGUGACGGGUCAGCUGCUGUGAGCAAUUCCAGAACCUUCCAGGAUGUCGCAGAUGGGGCCAUGGACGUGGACCUUGGACAGGGCUCCUGGCGCCUCGUGCCGGGUUUUAUGGCACAGGAUGUGCCCCUUUGCCGCUCGUCUGGAAGACGUCCUGGUGACUGAGCCGACGCCCGGGGGACCCCAGACCCUGGUGACUGAGCCGAUGCCUGGGGGACCCCAGACCCUGGUGACUGAGCCGACGUGCCCGGGGGACCCCAGACCCUGGUGACUGAGCCGACGUGCCCGGGGGACCCCAGACCGUCCUGGUGACUGAGCCGACGUGCCCGGGGGACCCCAGACCCUGGUGACUGAGCCGAUGCCUGGGGGAUCCCAGACCCUGGUGACUGAGCCGGACCCCAGACCAUCCUGUGACUGAGCCGACAUGCCCGGGGGACCCCAGACCCUGGUGACUGAGCCGACGUGCCCGGGGGACCCCAGACCGUCCUGGUGACUGAGCCGACGUGCCCAGGGGACCCCAGACCCUGGUGACUGAGCCGGACCCCAGACCGUCCUGUGACUGAGCCGACGUGCCCAGGGGACCCCAGACCCUGGUGACUGAGCCAAUGCCCGGGGGACCCCAGACCCUGGUCACUGUGCCGAUGCCCAGGGGACCCCAAGCCAUGCUGUGCUGUCACUCGGUUCUCGGGCUUCACCGAGUGCUGAACCUUGGAAAAGCUGAGCUUUCGUGAUUCA